GCGCACUGUCACUUGCCCAGCACCACCUCGCCAAAACCGGUGGGAACCUCGUGCACUCCGCCGCCGCCGCCUCGAGACCUCCGCCGGCCUCCCGAGGCAUCCGGAACCCUUCGGCGGGGAGGCGCGGCGACCCUCACCCCGGGACAAUGCAGAGCGCGGCGGCCAUCGGGCUCGUCCGGCCAUGCGCCGCGCGGCCGCUCGUCGCUUGCCCUAGCCACCGCCGCGGCGGCGCCGUCGCCGGCGAAGGGAUCCGGCCGGUCCUCCCGCAGCGCGGGAUCCGCCUAUCCGCGCGCGCGGGGCUCGUGCCGGCCUCCCCGCUGGAGGAGGAGGAGAAGCGGAGAUGCAGGGCCGAACGGGACGUGUCGGCGGCGGCGGCCGCGGCGCAGGAGGCCGGGGAGGAGGCGGGAGGAGGGUUCGCCAAGACGCUGCAGCUGGGCGCGCUCUUCGGCCUCUGGUACCUCUUCAACAUCUACUUCAACAUCUACAACAAGCAGGUUCUGAAGGUUUUGCCAUAUCCCAUAAACAUCACAACCGUGCAGUUUGCUGUUGGAACUGCCAUUGCCAUGUUCAUGUGGAUCACUGGUAUCCUUAAAAGACCAAAGAUUUCCGGUGCCCAGCUUCUUGCUAUCCUUCCUCUGGCAAUUGUCCACACCAUGGGCAAUCUUUUCACAAAUAUGAGCCUUGGGAAGGUUGCAGUGUCAUUUACACAUACUAUCAAAGCCAUGGAGCCUUUCUUCUCGGUUCUCCUUUCAGCAAUCUUCCUUGGUGAGUUGCCUACUCCUUGGGUUGUGUUGUCUCUUCUUCCAAUUGUUGGUGGUGUGGCACUGGCAUCUCUUACUGAGGCUUCCUUUAACUGGGCUGGCUUUUGGAGUGCAAUGGCUUCAAAUGUAACCUUCCAGUCCAGGAAUGUGCUAAGCAAGAAGCUGAUGGUGAAGAAAGAGGAAUCUCUGGACAACAUUAACCUCUUCUCUAUCAUUACAGUCAUGUCAUUCUGCCUCUUGGCCCCAGUCACCUUACUAACAGAGGGUGUCAAAGUCAGUCCUGCAGUGUUGCAGUCUGCUGGCUUGAACUUAAAACAGAUAUACACCAGAUCCCUGAUUGCUGCAUUCUGCUUCCAUGCCUACCAACAGGUGUCAUACAUGAUCCUCGCUAGGGUGUCCCCAGUCACCCACUCAGUGGGCAACUGCGUCAAGCGAGUGGUGGUCAUUGUGACUUCCGUUCUGUUCUUCAGGACCCCUGUUUCACCUGUCAACUCUCUCGGUACCGGGGUUGCCCUCGCAGGAGUUUUCCUCUACUCGCAACUGAAGAGGCUUAAGCCCAAGGCAAAGGCUGCUUGAUCGCAUAUAUGGUCAGGUCUAUCCAGUAGAACUGUCGAAGCCUUGCCAUGCUGUUGGAGUGGCUAGUGAGUGCCGUAGUUUAGAAUGAUAUUGAGAGAAUCCCCUCUGGUUUGCUGUCAGUUAAUGUGAUCGUUUGCGAUUUAACUACUAGCAUUUUUGAACGGAUCUGUUGAUGUAAUCAAUAAUUUUGCUGUGGUGCCAUUUUUCUUGUGCUGUUUA
Messenger RNA from Setaria italica (foxtail millet), 1556 nucleotides. RefSeq names its product phosphoenolpyruvate/phosphate translocator 1, chloroplastic. NCBI's taxonomy places the organism in Eukaryota, Viridiplantae, Streptophyta, Magnoliopsida, Poales, Poaceae. The transcript has 9 exons. Gene Ontology annotation, cellular component: membrane; Golgi apparatus. Gene Ontology annotation, biological process: transmembrane transport. Gene Ontology annotation, molecular function: antiporter activity. Bases 147 to 1337 code for a protein of 396 amino acids. The record is from RefSeq and is a predicted model, not a curated record.